GUGUCAGUGUCACUGUUGUCAUUUUCAUAUCAGCGUUCCGCGUUGCUACAUCCAGAUUUUACGCAGAAAGUUUGAAUUGAAGUAAUAACGUACAAAAAGUAAAAGUUUUACAAUGAAGACUGCAAUAGCCAAUGUUUGCAAAAUACUCCUUUUCGUGUUAAUUUUCAUGGGAUUUGUCACUGAGGUUGUUAUCGGUAGUUCAUCAAAAAAGUUGCAAAUAGGAGUAAAAAAGAGACCGUCAGAGUGUCCAAUUAAGAGCAGAAAAGGCGAUUUAUUACACAUGCAUUAUACAGGCACAUUGGAGGAUGGUACAGAAUUUGACAGUUCUUUACCUCGUGGAAAUCCAUUGACUUUUACUCUAGGUUCAGGGCAAGUAAUCAAGGGCUGGGAUCAGGGUCUGAUUGGCAUGUGUGAAGGGGAACAGAGAAAAUUAGUAAUUCCACCAGAGUUAGCUUAUGGAGCAAAUGGGUCACCGCCGAAAAUUCCAAAGUCAGCAACACUUACAUUCCAUGUGGAUCUUGUCAAAAUAGAGAGAAGAGAUGAGCUCUAAGUAAAGACAAGAUAGUUUCAGCUUUUAAAUCAAUUUUAUAAUUUAAUUUUAGUGUAAUGUUUGAAAAGAAUUUGUGAUCAACCACCAAUAGUUUAUGACCUAUAUCUUUGCACAAUUAAUAGCACAUAUAUGUAAGGAACGUCGGUGGCUCAGUGGUUUAAGCACUUGACUUGUAAUCUAAAGGUCUUGAGUUCGAAUCCCACCAUAUACCAAUGU
Messenger RNA from Papilio polytes (common Mormon), 766 nucleotides. RefSeq names its product peptidyl-prolyl cis-trans isomerase FKBP2. The record is from RefSeq and is a predicted model, not a curated record. Gene Ontology annotation, molecular function: peptidyl-prolyl cis-trans isomerase activity. Gene Ontology annotation, biological process: protein peptidyl-prolyl isomerization. Lineage: Eukaryota; Metazoa; Arthropoda; Insecta; Lepidoptera; Papilionidae. The transcript is spliced from 2 exons. The coding region runs from base 113 to 550 and encodes 145 amino acids.